Messenger RNA from Venturia canescens, 786 nucleotides. RefSeq names its product Mediator complex subunit 22 (gene MED22). Lineage: Eukaryota; Metazoa; Arthropoda; Insecta; Hymenoptera; Ichneumonidae. Bases 235 to 657 code for a protein of 140 amino acids. The transcript has 2 exons. Gene Ontology annotation, molecular function: transcription coregulator activity. Gene Ontology annotation, cellular component: mediator complex. The record is from RefSeq and is a predicted model, not a curated record. Gene Ontology annotation, biological process: regulation of transcription by RNA polymerase II.
AUUUAAUGUUGUUUAUUUCACUAUUGUUUGAAAUAAUAAUUCACUAAAAAAUUUAAGCUUUGCGCCAUAUUUCGAGAACGAUGUUUCGUGGUCGUGGAUCAGCUGCUCCGCGCAUUGUUUGGCACUCGGCAUUGUUGACGCAAUGGCCAUCGACUGAAAACGUUUCUCUUCCGUAGUCUACGAAUAUUCCUAUUUUAUUUCAAUAAUAAUAAAGUUAGACGUAGAAUUUUAAAAAUGUCUGUUCAACGUGCAUUACCUCAGAGCAAAGAAGCUCUUCUCAAAUCUUACACGACAAGAUUGAAGGACGAUGUCAAAUCUAUGCUGGAAAAUUUUGAAGAAAUUGUCAAACUUGCGAAAGGAGAAAACGAUUCGCAACUAUCACGAAUGACGCAGUGCGAACAGGAUACUUAUGAGAUGCAUGUGAGGGCAGCAAACAUAGUGAGAGCAGGGGAGUCUCUGAUGAAACUCGUGUCUGAUAUAAAACAGUACCUGAUAUUAAAUGACUUUCCAUCGGUGAACGAAGCAAUAGCAACAAAUAGCAAAUUAUUCCGUACGAAGCAAGCAGAGUGUGAUCAAAAAUUGGCUUCUUUGCGAGAUGACAUGGCUGCUGAUCUCUAUGAUCUUGAGGAAGAAUACUACACUUCGAUAUAUAAAUGAAAUUCAUUGUUGGAGUGGACGAAAGGGACAAGCGCUAUUCCUUCGGUUUCGUUGCAGCUGCUCAAUUUGCGACUGUUCGAUUCCCCACGUUGUAUUAUAUUUAUUAGAAUAAAUAAUCAUUUUCGUAAA